Messenger RNA from Lichtheimia ornata, 768 nucleotides. RefSeq lists its product as uncharacterized. Gene Ontology annotation, cellular component: extracellular region. Lineage: Eukaryota; Fungi; Mucoromycota; Mucoromycetes; Mucorales; Lichtheimiaceae. The transcript is spliced from 5 exons. The coding region runs from base 1 to 768 and encodes 255 amino acids. Gene Ontology annotation, biological process: RNA catabolic process. The record is from RefSeq and is a predicted model, not a curated record. Gene Ontology annotation, molecular function: RNA binding; ribonuclease T2 activity.
AUGAAAUCCCCAAUUACUGCUGCUAUUGCCGCCAGCUGUUUGAUGGCUGCUGCUUCAGCCUUCCCCACAACAAACUUGCUUAAACGUCAAGAUAGCUGUCCAGCGGAUGCUCUUUCAUGUAGCGCUUCCAGCGGCGAUUCGUGCUGCACCCCAGAAAACGGAUUGCUGGUACACGUACAACAGUGGUCACCUGGUUACGGUCCAUCAGACGCCUUUACCUUGCAUGGUCUUUGGCCUGAUACCUGUAAUGGUGGCAUUCCAGGCAGUGGAGAUUCGGGCUGUGAUAAAUCACGCAACUACGAUGAUGUUGGCUCUAUCAUCAAGGAGAAGGAUAGCUCACUUCACGAUUCCAUGAACACCUAUUGGCCAUCCAAUAAAGGUGAUAAUAGCGAAUUUUGGACACACGAAUGGAACAAGCAUGGUACUUGUGUAACUACUUUGGAUCCAGAAUGCUACGGUGAUUCGUAUCAAAAGAAUGAUGACGUUACCGAUUACUUCCACCAAGCUCUUGAUUUACGUAGCAAGUAUGAUCUCCACGCCAUUUUGAGCAAAGCUAGCAUCACCCCUGGAGGAUCGUAUAGCGUCUCAGACAUUGAAAAUGCUAUCAAGGAAAGCACAGGAGCUGCACCCAAAGUAACAUGUAGCGGUGGUGAUAUAGAAGAGAUCUGGCUAUAUUUCCAUGUCAAGGGUAAAGAUGGAUACGUGCCCACGGACUCCGUUGACAAGUCGACAUGCUCUGGAUCCGUCAACUAUCCCAAAAAGAAUUAG